Molecule: messenger RNA, 1644 nt
Organism: Lates calcarifer (barramundi perch)
Lineage: Eukaryota; Metazoa; Chordata; Actinopteri; Centropomidae
Gene: setmar
Product: SET domain and mariner transposase fusion gene
Exons: 2
Coding region: 69-977 (302 amino acids)
Cellular component (GO): nucleus
Molecular function (GO): zinc ion binding; histone H3K9 methyltransferase activity; protein binding
Source: RefSeq, a predicted model, not a curated record
CGGAAGUUGCAGCUUCCAGUCCGACUUUGUUUACAUCCCAGCUGCUCUGUAGCUCCCACAUUUCAGAUAUGAAUGUGCUUGGCGACAGUAGGCAUGGUGUGGAUCUUAGCAACGGUCUGGAGAAUGUCCCUGUUUUAAUUGAAAAGACUUCAGCCCGUACUGACAUUUCCUUUUUCCAGUAUUCACCAGAUAAUGUUGAGGGACCAGGAUGCAACGUUGACCCCAGUGAGGUCACCCUCCCUGGAUGCUCCUGCCCUUCCCACUCCUGCUGCCCUGAGAGCUGCUCCUGCCUGCAGACUCGUGGGCAGGCAUACAACAGCAUCGGCAUACUGCUGGACCUUAGCCGAACAGACUCUGGUUACUGCUCACCUGUGUUUGAGUGUAACGCCCUUUGCACCUGCAGCGAUACCUGCUGUAAUCGUGUUGUGCAGAGGGGGCUGAGACUCCGGCUGGAGGUUUACAGCACCAGUAACAGGGGCUGGGGAGUACGGACACUAGAGGCAAUCACGCGUGGGACUUUUGUGUGCGAGUAUGCAGGAGAGGUGAUCGGAUUUGAGGAGGCCAGACGCCGACAGCUUACCCAGAGAUCUGAGGAAAAUAAUUACAUCAUCGCAGUAAGGGAGCAUGCAGGUACGGGCUCCAUUAUCGAGACGUUUGUCGACCCGGCAGUGGUGGGAAACGUAGGCCGCUUUCUCAACCACUCUUGCCUGCCCAACCUGUUCAUGCUGCCUGUCCGUGUGCACUCUGUAGUUCCUAGAUUGGCGCUAUUUGCUGGACGGGACAUCAAUGCACAAGAGGAGCUGACGUUUGACUACUCAGGAGGAUACAGUAACCAACCUCCUGUAGAGCUGCUGUCCACACAAAGUGACGCUGCCAUACAGGCCAGUAGGACAGUUGGACUUCAGAGGAAAGCAUGUCACUGUGGUGCCAACAAGUGCACGCAGUUCCUUCCACUGGAUUUAUCUAUUCUCAACUGAAAUAAUCCAAAACAAGACUGGCACUUAGGCAAAUAGCUCUGUCAAGGCCAAACAAUCCUAACUCAUAUAAUAGAAAAAUAAAAGGAAAAAGGAAGCAGUCUGACAACUGAUAAAUGAUUUAUUUGUCACAUCCGCCCCUUUAACUGGAUUCACACCAAAAUUGAAUGUGUUUUUCCCAAGUUCUUUUUGCAUAAACCUGCUGACAAAUAAACAAACAAACCAACAAAGAUGAAUGAAUGGAUGGAAAACAUGAACUCCUAGGAAGAAGCAAUACAUUUCAUCUCAAAUUAGUUUUUAUCUCAAUGUCAAGAGAUGGACUAAUAUCAGAGUGUUGUAGUAGUGAGAGAAGAUUAUUCUUUUCCUCCUGAUUUUCUUUUAAAACACUGAUUUAGUUAUGUCUGGGUCUAUUUUCAGCUUCUCUGAACUCUUGGUUAAUUCAACCACUCAUUAGAAUAAGACAAUGCAACACGUUGGUGGCUCUAUAAAAACAAUCAGCUGGAUGAGUCAUGUCUGUGCUCGUCAUUGCUGUUUCCUGUUUAGUCCCCCAGUGUCUCCUGAUGUGCCAUUGUCUUAAAUGUUGUCUCCCACUCAGUGUAAGAUAAUACACUGAAAACUAAAUCUCAAGGCAUUUUUCUGUGAGUAAACUUGUUGACAUUCCUGUCUGUUC